AUGACCAGUCCAAACGGACUUCACAACACCGCGCAGCCAAACAGGACCAACUCCGGGGGGAUAGAACUGAUGGAAAUAACGAAAGAGGAUCACGAAAUUCAGAAAUAUAAAAAUAAGUUGCACAAGAAAAUAUGGAUAUGUCUUAAACGGAACAACGAAAAGGAGUUUGAAAAAUUACACAACGAAUUGAGCAUGUACCAUUUGAAGGAUGAAGUAUCCUACUCCAUUCUGCUCCAUGGAAAGCUCAUCAUAUCGAAUGGAGGGGAUAUAAAGGAGUGCUUCAAGCUUCUGGACGAAAUGAAACAAAACAAGGUGCAUCACUCACUAGUACGUUUAAAUGAAAGGCUGCUUUGCAGCUACUGUGAAUUGGCUAAGUUGAAUGCGAAACCGAGAACCAAACAGUGGAUAAAAAUAUUGAGGACGGUUUGGUUCACCUCUGCUUUGAUUAAGGCGAGGAGACAGAAGUUCAUUAUACGCAAUUUGACUCGAAUGAAGAAAAUGAGAGGAGAUGACAACUCUGCUUUGCUUGGCAAUUUUAACAGCAUGUUUAAUAUCCACAGCUUGCAGUCGCUGUAUGUGGAGGGUAGGGAUCCCCUCCUC
Plasmodium cynomolgi strain B is the source of this 600-nucleotide messenger RNA. RefSeq lists its product as hypothetical. NCBI's taxonomy places the organism in Eukaryota, Apicomplexa, Aconoidasida, Haemosporida, Plasmodiidae. The transcript has a single exon. The record is from RefSeq and is a predicted model, not a curated record. The annotation marks the transcript as partial.